AUGGAACAUAGGAAUGCAUCUUUAAACACUUUCUUUCAUGAGACAAGAACCGGAAAUCAUGUGCCCAGAGCGCUUUUCAUGGACCUAGAACCAACUGUUAUAGAUGGGAUCCGUGUGGGGAAGUACCACUCACUCUUCCACCCAGAACAGCUUGUGAAUGGAAAGGAGGAUGCUGCAAACAACUAUGCACGAGGUCGCUACUCCGCAGAACAAUGCAGUGGACUUCAGGGCUUUUUGAUUUACCGAAGCUUUGGAGGAGGCACAGGGUCGGGGUUUACAUCUCUCUUGAUGGAGCGACUCUCACUAGAGUAUUGCAAGAAGACAAAAUUGGAGUUCUCUGUCUAUCCAUCUCCUAGAGUCUCCACUGCUAUAGUGGAGCCUUACAACGCCGUCCUCACCACUCAUUCCACCAUAGAACACUCAGACUGCACCUUCAUGGUGGACAAUGAGGCUGUCUAUGACAUCUGCCGUCACAAACUUGGUGUUGAACGUCCUUCCUAUGCUAGUAUCAAUAGGUUGAUGGCCCAGGUGUUAUCUUCCAUUACUGCUUCACUCCGCUUUGAGGGGCCUUUGAACGUGGACUUAAUCGAAUUCCAGACCAACCUAGUACCUUAUCCCAGGAUACAUUUUCCCAUCACAACGCUUGCCCCCAUCGUCUCUGCUGACAAAGCCUACCAAGAGCAGCUCUCUGUGCCUGACAUCACUGCUGCUUGCUUUGAGUUCUCCAACCAGUUGGUCAAGUGUGAUCCUCGGCUUGGGAAGUACAUGGCUUGCUGCCUACUGUACAGAGGAGAUGUGGUCCCUAAGGAUGUGAAUGCAGCAAUUACAGCCAUGAAAUCAAGGACCUCUGUUCAGUUUGUUGAUUGGUGUCCAACUGGUUUCAAGGUGGGCAUCAAUCAUCAGCCACCUACAGUGAUUCCAGGAGGGGAUCUAGCCAGGGUUCAGCGGGCUGUGUGUAUGUUGAGCAAUACCACGGCAAUUGUGGAAGCCUGGGCCUGUCUGGACCACAAAUUUGACCUCAUGUAUGCCAAAAAGGCAUUUCUGCACUGGUAUAUCACAGAAGGCAUGGAACAAGGGGAGUUUAUAGAUGCUAGGGAAGAUCUGGCUGCUCUGGAAAAAGAUUAUGAGGAAGUGGGGCUGAGUUUCUGA
Molecule: messenger RNA, 1149 nt
Organism: Peromyscus eremicus (cactus mouse)
Lineage: Eukaryota; Metazoa; Chordata; Mammalia; Rodentia; Cricetidae
Gene: Tubal3
Product: tubulin alpha like 3
Exons: 3
Coding region: 1-1149 (382 amino acids)
Biological process (GO): microtubule cytoskeleton organization; mitotic cell cycle
Cellular component (GO): cytoplasm; microtubule
Molecular function (GO): GTP binding; structural constituent of cytoskeleton
Source: RefSeq, a predicted model, not a curated record